AUGACGGACAUCAAAGAGGCAAGCAAGGUUGACGCGCAUCAUGAGGAGGGCGCACUCGAAGUAUUAGAGGCUUCUUCGCGGGCUGCCCAGUUUGAGGCAGCGCAGCAUUCAUUGAACCGGGUUGACGCCAUAAAGGCCAAUAUCAAACCGCUAGCAUGGUGCAUGUAUAUGUUCUUUAUCUGCAUUACAUGGGGUUUUGACGGCUUGGCCGGAGGUGUUGUGACCUCCAUUGCAGAAUUUCGGAAGGACUUUGGAUUUCCAUAUGCUGGCGACUAUGUAGUGGAUGCCAAUUGGCAGCUGGGCUGGCUGGGUGCAACAUUGUUUGGUCUCAUAUUCGGUGGUUUGGCCACAGGUAUCGCUGUCAAUCGCUUCGGAAGGCAGCCAUGCAUUGCAACAGGUUUUAUCCUCAGCAUCGCUGGCACGUUUGUUCAAGUCUUCGCUGCCACACCAGCCCAAUUCUUCGGAGGCAAACUGUUGACAGGUCUUCCACUGGGCUGUUUCACAACUGUCGCGCCAACCUACGCGUCGGAGAUGGCACCUCUACCCAUUCGAGGUGCAAUUACUGCUGGUAUGAACUUUGCCAUUGUUCUGGGCCAGCUCAUAGGCUAUGGUGUAAUGCGCGAGGCAAGUUUCUACCAAGGCAGUCUGACCUACAAAAUCUUGUUUUCGACCCAGUGGGGCUUCGCUGCAGUUGGACUGCUUGUGCUGCCCUUCUUUCCCGAAUCCCCGUAUUGGCUUGUUGCCCACGGCCGACACGAAAAAGCGAGAGCCAACUUGGUCAAAUUGCACGACGAUUCUUACGAUAUUGAUGGGAACAUGGCAGAAAUCCACGAGUCUCUUGCCAGGUUGAACCAGGAGAAUGAGUCACAAGGGUCGAUAGCAGAGUGUUUCAACCGAGACAAUUGGAAGAGAACACUGGUUGCUACGAGCGUGUUCUUUAUACAAAAUGCAUGCGGCAACAGUUGGGUCAUAGGCUACAUGAGCUACUUCAUGCAGCUUGGUGGAAUGAGCGCAGCCAAGUCUUUCGACACAACUGUUGGCCUCUGUGGGCUGAUGGUGGUAGGGAACAUGUGCGGUUGGGUUUUCGUUGAGAAAUUCGGUCGGCGAGGUACAGCCCUUUGGGGAACCGUCACUCUCUGCAUCGUUUUAUUCCUCAUCGGCAUACUUGCUUCAGUUCCCACUGACAAUGCAAUAUGGGGUCAAGUUGCUUGCAUGGCGCUGUGGUCAUUCGUCUAUCAGGCUACCAUCGGCUCAGCAGCUUGGCCAAUCACAGCAGAGAACGCGACAUCCCGUCUGAGGGCUCCGACCCAGAGUUUGGCCACAAUGAUGAACGGGCUGUCGUCCUGCAUUUGGAGCUUUGCCCUCCCUUACGCCAUAAAUCCGGAUCAAGGAAACCUUGGAGGAAAGAUAGCAUUUGUAUUUGGCGCUGUUCUUAUCUUUGCCUCCGUGUUUAUCUUUUUCAUGUACCCAGAAACUAAAGGGAGGACAUACAUUGAAAUUGAUCAGCUCUGGAGCCGAGGCAUUUCUCCACGUCAUUUCUCAAGGACAGAGCUUGUCACUGUUUCUAAUGAGAAUGUCAAAGAGAUCUGA
Messenger RNA from Neoarthrinium moseri, 1590 nucleotides. RefSeq lists its product as uncharacterized. NCBI's taxonomy places the organism in Eukaryota, Fungi, Ascomycota, Sordariomycetes, Amphisphaeriales, Apiosporaceae. The record is from RefSeq and is a predicted model, not a curated record. Bases 1 to 1590 code for a protein of 529 amino acids. The transcript is spliced from 3 exons. Gene Ontology annotation, molecular function: carbohydrate:proton symporter activity. Gene Ontology annotation, cellular component: membrane. Gene Ontology annotation, biological process: transmembrane transport; carbohydrate transport.